GUCCACUUUCCAUUCACAUUGCUCUUGAAAACUCAAACUUACUCCGCUGCUGUGCUCAGAACUUUCAUCGAUCAUUUUCCAGGACUAUCAUGUCGCUUUUCUCUGCAAACCCACUUCAUCUCCAACCUUCAUCCUCUUUCAUUUCCUCCAAAGCUGAUGAGCAACAGUUUAGCUGUUUUUCCCUUAAGAGAAAUCUGUUGUAUCUGAGGUCUUCAAAUGGCUGUAGACUAAGAGCAACAGCAGCUCUAAAUUCUGAUUGCAAGAGUGUAAUUGGAAUUCCUCAUCAGUGGUACAAUUUGAUUGCUGAUCUUCCGAUAAAACCUCCUCCUCCAUUGCAUCCUAAAACUUUUCAGCCAAUCAAGCCUGAGGAUUUGUCUCCUCUUUUCCCAGAUGAGUUGAUCAAGCAGGAGGCAGCUAACGACAGGUACAUCGAUAUUCCAGACGAAGUUCUUGAUGUUUACAGGCUUUGGCGCCCAACUCCUCUGAUCAGAGCCAAGAGAUUGGAGAAGCUACUUGGGACACCUGCCAGAAUUUACUAUAAGUACGAAGGUGUUAGUCCGGCUGGAUCACACAAACCCAACACAGCAGUCCCUCAAGCUUUUUAUAAUGCACAACAAGGCAUCAAGAAUGUUGUCACAGAAACUGGUGCAGGACAGUGGGGCAGCUCUCUGGCUUUUGCUUGCUGCUUGUUUGGUCUUGAUUGUGAGGUAAGUAAUACCAUGAUUUCAUCUGACACGAUUCAUGCCGGUGGUUUACGGUACCAUGGAAUGGCUCCUUUGAUCUCACAUGUCUAUGAACUAGGUUUCAUGGAAGCAAUUGCAAUUCCACAGAUUGAAUGCUUUCAAGGUGCCAUUCAGUUUGCAAGGAGCGAGGGAAUUAUAGCAGCACCGGAGCCGACUCAUACCAUUGCCGCAACUAUCAGGGAAGCCCUGUGCUGUAAGGAGAGCGGAGAAGCAAAGGUUAUAUUAAUGGGAGUCUGCGGGCAUGGUCAUUUGGACCUGCCCUCUUAUGAUAAAUUUCUGCAAGGAAAGUUGGUGGACUUGUCAUUUGAGGGGAAGAAAAUCCAAGAAUCAUUAGCCAAAAUUCCACAGGUGGUACCCUGAAGUGAGAGUUCAAAAUUUAGUAUCAAUUAACUUAGUUUCUUAUUAAGGAUAAUUUCACAAAUAUAGUUGACAUGGAAUUUACAUUUAUUGUUUUAAUAAUUUUUCUGCA
Molecule: messenger RNA, 1212 nt
Organism: Carica papaya (papaya)
Lineage: Eukaryota; Viridiplantae; Streptophyta; Magnoliopsida; Brassicales; Caricaceae
Source: RefSeq, a predicted model, not a curated record